GUCAGUUGAACAGUUGGUAAACUAAGAAACUCUUACAUUACAUCAUCGAACAACCGUAAACUCACACCGAUCUUCAACAAUGGCAUGUUAUGAAGACAAAACACCUCAAGGUCCAACAAGUGAAAAUAUGGUAAGAAAUCCGCCUGAGCUUCAAUGUCUUGAAAUCCAAAUCCCGAGCAGCAAAUCAGAAGGAUUUCCGGCAGUCCAUGAUGAUUACGAAGCUAUAACGAAUUACGCCGGGCGAAUGAACUUAUCUGUUGCCUCUGAGUCGUCUCUUGUUGAACCUUUAUCGUUUGGGUCAGUUCCUUUGGACCAACAGUCUCAGCAAGCCAGAACGUCAUGUUCCAGUGCAUCAAAGGAUUCAUCUUGCUACUACCGUCCCGGACCAAUCCUGUAUGGCUCCUCGGGUACGCUCCCGAAGCAAGGAUCCAGUGCAACCUCUGACUUCCAGUCUACUUCGAUGUGUUCCACGUCUAAUCGUAGCGUGCUAGAUUAUCCGUGUUCCUUUACACCCGCUACCACAUCAGCGUCAGCCGCUAGGCACACUUACACUCCUCAGAAUGACCCCAAUUUGCUCCCUGGGAGAGGCGAGAGCAGCGGGGUUGUUUGGUGCAAAGAUGCGUUGAAGGCGUUGUCAAUUGAUAAGCCGCUACAAUUGAAACAAGCAGCUACCUAUCAGGGCCAUCAACUGCCACUGCAGACUGCCUCUUGUAGCGUAGACAUCGAAAACAGGAGCAAACCAUAUCAAACAGGCAUUGAAGCUCUCACCAGUAAAAUGAAGAUCCCAAGGUAUGUGUUCCAUCCAAACGAAGCCCUGCAGCCACCACAGAAACUUGUUAAUCCCAGCGAGCCCUUUCCCUCUGGAAUAGUUAAUGCCAGUAACGUUCACAGAUCUGAUGGCCAAAGAGUGGCAGAAAACAGCAGCUCUGUGCCGAAGUCAGACUUCCAAAUGGGCACUCCAAACGACCAGCGUUUUCAGGACCUGCAGACGGCACUAUGGAAAGAAAAUUACGCUGCCUUGUAUCUGAACCAGAUGGCGCAGUCAAUGAAUAAAAACACGCCUUUCAACAGCACGCCAUUUCCUUACGUGCCGAUGAGAAGUCAGGAGCAACAACCCAUGAACAACAGCCUGACGCAGGUUGCACCUGCUGGUAACAUUCAUCACAAUCUACCUGGUUUUCCUGUUAGCAAUGCCUUUAGGCAACCGUUGCUUCCUUCAGCAGAUUUCUGCAGUGCACAAUCUUCUGCAGGGACAAAUGUGACGUACACUGCUGCUCUCGCUGAUCAGUUUACUUUCCAAAGCACUACCCAACAUGGAAAGUUCUCUAACACUAUGAUGCCCUCCCAGUUGUCGUCUGGUACAGCCACGACUACUCCAAGACCCGUUGGAGCCGUCAAUUUUGCCCCAUACACCGUACCUGUGCCUCUAUCUGCACCUUUAAGUCCAUUCUUUGAAGCAACCAUUAUGGGUCAGCAGUUCUCUCCUCGGCAGAGCUAUGCACCUGGGAACUCAAGAGAACGGACCAGCGAACAAGCAGUGCAGCUCCCCUCGACUCUCCCAACAGCCAUUCAACCCAAGCCCUCCCCAGCUGGGUAUGCCUUUGAUCCCGUGUCUCUCUUUCACUUUCCUCGAGGGUUGGGUUUCCAAGCUCCGAUACCGUUUGUUCCCAGGGGAUUUCCUGUUCUUCAAUACCCGGAUCCGGGUACGAUGUUCCGCGAGGCGAACUUGUUGAGACUUGAUCCUGCGAAUGACGGGACCACUCCUGUCGUCGAAGAAACGUCGCCAAGAACACCAGAGCUUUCCAAUAUCCCAGAGGAAAACUGUCGCGAAGACGAAACUCCCCCUCAGAAACAAACGACCUGUGCAAGUGUCGCAGCAAAAAAACUCCAGCAAGUACAUCAGUGCAAAGUCUGUUCGAAAGUUUGUGCGCGAGCCUCAUCUCUCAAGGUUCACAUGCGAACCCACACAGGAGAGAAACCCUUCUCGUGCAAAGUUUGCAAACGAACUUUUGCACAGGCCGGUGGCCUGAAAUCACAUGUCCGCAGCCAUACGGGUGAAAAGCCAUAUAGAUGUGACGUCUGUCACCGGUACUUCUCGCAUUCCACAGCCGUAAUCAAUCACAAGCGGACACACACUGGGGAGAAACCAUUUGCGUGCGUCCACGAGGGAUGCGGCAAGUGCUUCGCUGACCAAUCAACGUUGAAGAAACAUCAUAGAACCCACACAGGAGAGAAGCCAUUCCCAUGCCCGUACUGCACCAAGAAAUUCACCCAGCUGGGAAACAUGAAUAAGCAUGUGCGAUGUAAACACAGCAAAAUGAGCAAGUAAUAGUUCCUUCUAAAGCUAAAUCUUAUCUGUCAUUCGUGUGAGUUACAGUGCUGUUUAAAGUGUUUUCUUUAGCAAAAAUUAAUAAUUGUGUUGAACAUAAAGGUUAAGAAAUUUUGAGUUUUUGACUGCAAGCAAGGCAGGCACUGUGUUAUGGUUUUCACAUAAUGUAGCUCCUAUGAGAAGCUGAAACUACUUAGUUUAUCACACGAUAGCGUUUACGCGUCUCAGCCCGGUAACGGUAGGAAGAGUACACGAACUGAUAACCAAAGAUAGUUGUAAAGUAAAAAUGGAAAACCUCGAAACUAGAGUUCACAAAUAUAGGGCGUUAUAUCUUGGCAUAUUCCAUAACAGAAAUUACGUUCAAUCAACAAAAAGCUUCAGAGUUCCACAUGUGAAUGCAAAGUAGCCGCGUUUCUUUUCGCGCGCUCAUUUUUCAUGUAAUGUCGCUAAUUGGUCGACCGAAUAAGCAACAACCAAUCAGAGCCUUAGGGGCGCUACGUCAUCACUUUAACAAAUAGAUUCCGUUUUGCCUUGCGUUCAGAAUGUUCAAAAUGUGAUAAGAGCAAAAAAAUAACCGAGUGUGUCCCUGAUGUUCUUGCCACAUUUUGGCGUCUGCUGUGAUUAAUUACCGAACAGGCGCACGGCAACA
Messenger RNA from Orbicella faveolata, 2978 nucleotides. RefSeq lists its product as uncharacterized. Gene Ontology annotation, cellular component: nucleus. Gene Ontology annotation, biological process: regulation of gene expression. NCBI's taxonomy places the organism in Eukaryota, Metazoa, Cnidaria, Anthozoa, Scleractinia, Merulinidae. The record is from RefSeq and is a predicted model, not a curated record.